Solea senegalensis (Senegalese sole) is the source of this 1387-nucleotide messenger RNA. Its product is annotated as glial cell line-derived neurotrophic factor-like. Lineage: Eukaryota; Metazoa; Chordata; Actinopteri; Pleuronectiformes; Soleidae. The transcript has 2 exons. The coding region runs from base 265 to 1065 and encodes 266 amino acids. Gene Ontology annotation, biological process: negative regulation of neuron apoptotic process; positive regulation of branching involved in ureteric bud morphogenesis; peripheral nervous system development. Gene Ontology annotation, molecular function: glial cell-derived neurotrophic factor receptor binding; receptor tyrosine kinase binding; growth factor activity. The record is from RefSeq and is a predicted model, not a curated record.
CUUCAGAGGGAAGUUAUUUUGCGCUUCUGGCUUUGGUUCCGUGCGUCUUUUGGAUGUUGCGCCACGCCGCAGACUUGUGUUCGCCAGCUGGCGCGUGAGCCAUAGCGUGCUGUUCAGGCAACGACACACUGAUCCUGGCCGACACGAGACGUAGCCGACGCGCGUUUCCUCUCCAACGGUUAAACGUCUUGAAUAUGAUGUUUAUCAGAUGAGCAGCAAAGAGUUCCCUUCGCGCCAUGUCCCUCUGUCGGACCGAAGUGGACAAUGAAGUUAUGGGAUAGUCUGACCACUUGUUUGAUCCUGCUGAGUUCCGUGCGCGCCAGUCCGAUGGCGCGGAGCCGACAGCAGUCCGUGCCCGCCAGGAGGAGAGAGCGCGUGCCCCCCGAGACUCCACGGGAGCAGCCGCCGCUUCACAUCCGAGUGUCUGUCACUUCCACGGACACGGCGGAGUGGGAAGAGACACAGGAGACUGCAGGAGGACAAUCCACCGUGGAGGAGCCGCUCCCCAGCGAGUUUCAAGAUUUAGUGGACUUCAUCAAAGUGACCAUCAGGAGGAUACGUCGCUCCUCUGUGUCCUCAUCUACCUCCUCCUCCUCCUCCUCCUCCUCCUCCACCACCCUGUCCCCUUCCAAAGAAAAUUUGAGCAGUAGCAGUCGUCACAGAAGGGAGAAGAAAAGUGGGGGAAGCCUGCAGACCGGAAAAGGAGGAGCGGGAGGUGGAGGUGGAGUGACAGGCAGGAGGGUGAGGGGAGGAGGAGGAGGAGGACGAGGACAGGGCUGUGCACUCAAACAGAUCCACCUCAAUGUGACAGAUCUGGGUCUAGGCUACCGCUCUGGCGAGGAAAUGAUAUUCAGGUACUGCUCGGGACCCUGCAGGAAGUCUGAGGCCAACUACGACAAGAUCCUCUACAACCUCGCUCACAACAGAAGGUUCCCCCCCAAAGACACGCCCUCUCGGGCCUGCUGCCGGCCAACAGCAUUUGACGAUGAUCUCUCGUUUCUGGACGACAACCUUGUUUACCACACGCUGAGAAAACACUCUGCCAGGAAAUGUGGUUGUGUGUAGGGACGGUGAAACGAGUGUCAGGUUUUGUGUAACUGUAAAUUCACGCCCACUUUAAAGUGUAUGCUAUCGAGUGUUGUUUGUUUUUUUUGUAGAUUUUUACGUUGCAAGGAACCGUGUAUGACCUCAGUUCAUCAAGUAAUAUAAGGGGAAGAUUUGUGAUGUGCAUCACACAGUACAGUCACAUGGCAUUUUUAUUAGUCCAAGUAAAACUGGACUUGGGUGUAGUGGUUAGUACUCUUGCCUUUUGCAAGCAGACUCCGGGUUUGUGACCCGACCCGGUUGGAACAAGGGCCUUUCUGCACAGCGCGACCCUCAUGUGGAG